Exophiala oligosperma is the source of this 1396-nucleotide messenger RNA. RefSeq lists its product as uncharacterized. Gene Ontology annotation, biological process: thiosulfate transport; oxaloacetate transport; phosphate ion transmembrane transport. NCBI's taxonomy places the organism in Eukaryota, Fungi, Ascomycota, Eurotiomycetes, Chaetothyriales, Herpotrichiellaceae. Gene Ontology annotation, molecular function: sulfate transmembrane transporter activity; antiporter activity; succinate transmembrane transporter activity. The transcript is spliced from 2 exons. The record is from RefSeq and is a predicted model, not a curated record. The coding region runs from base 164 to 1135 and encodes 323 amino acids.
ACUGACUGGUAUUAUUUCUUACAGCUACAACUCCCUGUCUCCGCCAUCUCAGUCACUCAUUUACAGGGACGUGCCGUUCAUUUGAGACUCUUCUUUCCCUUAGGGACCUUUGCUAUUGUCCCUGUACACAUUUGAGGCCCAGAAGUGCCCUGGGAAUGGAGCCAUGUCGACACCAGCACCCAUUGCCCGACAAGACGCCAACGAGACGACACCCUCUCCGAAGCCGAAGACGCAGCAGUCCAAGAAUGCUGCCAUACGCUACCCUUUCUGGUUCGGGGGCAGCGCAGCCUCAAUGGCGGCGGUAGUCACCCAUCCCCUUGACUUGGUCAAAGUCCGACUUCAAACCCGCCCGUCCUCUGCUCCAACAACCACCAUCAGCACAUUCACACAUAUCCUGCGGCACGAUGGACCACUAGGGCUCUAUGCCGGUCUCUCCGGCGCCCUCCUCCGCCAAUUGACCUAUUCCACCGUGCGCUUCGGCGUCUACGAAGACCUCAAGACGAGAUUCGCUCCCGCCCCGACCCCCGAGAAUCCUGCACCACGUCCGUCACUUCUCCAACUCGUCCUCAUGUCCUCGGUUGCGGGCCUGCUGGGCGGCAUCGCUGGCAACCCGGGCGACGUCCUCAACGUGCGCAUGCAGUCCGACGGCAACAAACCGCACGUCGAGCGCCGCAACUACAACCACGCCCUCGACGGCAUCAUACGCAUGUCCCGCGAGGAAGGAGUGGCCAGCUUAUUCCGGGGAGUCGAGGCAAACUCGACCCGGGCCUUGAUGAUGACGGCCUCGCAACUCGCCAGUUACGACGCUUUCAAGCAAUUGUGCCUGGGAAGAUUGGGCAUGUCGGACAACUUCAGUACACAUUUUACGGCGUCUCUUGCCGCCGGGUUCGUCGCGACGACGUUGUGUUCGCCAGUGGACGUGAUCAAGACGAGAGUCAUGAGCGCCGGUGCGAAGACGAGCAUCCUGCAGAUCCUCACUGAUGCGACAAAGCAGGAAGGCAUGCUGUGGAUGUUCCGCGGCUGGGUGCCGAGUUUCAUACGUCUGGGCCCACAGACAAUAUGUACCAUGGUGUUUUUCGAGCAACAUAAGAAACUUUAUCGCCAGUGGAAGGGCAUCGAGGAACCCGCUGUUUAGUUGUUGGCCUUUUGUGAAUACGGCUUUUCUGCAUUUUUGUAAAGGCGCAUGGUGUGGCAUCUGGGAAGACCAAUUAAGUCCGACCCUUUAUAGAUAUUGGACAUACUACGGGUUCUUUUCUGGCCUAAAAAUGUACUAUGGGCACUUCUCGACCUCGAUUUCUACUGUACAUACACAGCUUGGAUUUGCUGAGCCAUGAUUCUUCUGACCGAGACGUACAAUCAUGGCUCAAAGAAAUAUGAUCCUAAACCUGAACUCCCA